AAAGCUGCCCCCCUCCCAGUCGUGCCCCACCCCCGAGUUGAGCUUGCAGCCAGCAUCCUCUCACUCUCGGGCUUGCCUGCUCAGAUCACGGGUAGCAGCAGGGGUAGCAGCAGCGCGGCAGCUGUUCUCGCUCCCUCCAGCUAGAAUCCAGCUUCCGAGAUGCCUGAGCAGAGCAACGACUACCGAGUGGUGGUGUUUGGGGCAGCCGGAGUCGGAAAGAGUUCCCUGGUCCUCAGAUUUGUCCGGGGCACUUUCCGGGAAACCUACGUGCCCACCAUCGAAGACACCUACCGCCAAGUCAUCUGCUGCGAAAAGAGCGUCUGCACCCUCCAGAUUACCGAUACAACAGGUAGUCACCAAUUUCCAGCCAUGCAAAGGCUGUCCAUUUCCAAGGGUCACGCCUUCAUCCUGGUGUACUCCGUCACCAGCAAGCAGUCCCUGGAAGACCUGCUGCCCAUCUAUGAGCAGAUCCGCCAGAUCAAAGGGGAUGUGCAGAAGGUCCCCAUCAUGCUGGUGGGCAACAAGACCGACGAAGACCAGAGGGAGCUUCAGGCCAGCGAGGGGGAGGCUCUGGCCAACAAGUGGAACUGCUCCUUCAUGGAGACCUCGGCCAAGAACAACUCCAACGUGCAGGAGCUUUUCGAGGAGCUGCUGAACCUGGAGAAGAGGAGACCUGUGUGCCUACAGGUGGACGGCAAGAAAGCCAAGCCGCCCACCCGAAGCGCCCGGCUGAGAGGCAAGUGCUGUCUUAUGUAAGGCCCGAGGGUCGCCGACCAAGACCCUCCGCUUCCUUUGCAUGGUGUCUGUCUUAGGGGCUUGGACUACUCCUCCCUGUCGAAAAGUGUCACCCACAGCAUUAUUGAUUUUUUUAAUGAGGAAUCUCAGCUCGUGGUUCAUGCUAUAAAAAAUUGGAUAUGAACAAAUGUCCUCGGGGGGGGGGAAGGAAAAACCAAAAUGUGACCAAGAAAUUAAACAUUUACUUGAGGGGGAGGGAUUAAUAACUCUAUUGACUAAAAAGAAAAAAGAAAAACACCAGGACAUCCAGCAUUAACUGUCUCGAAGUAUUCUGAACUUUGAAGAAAAUCUUUGCAAAAAAAAAAACCCCAAACAUUUGAAUUUGAAUCCAAAGACCAGGAUGUAUUUUGAAUAAUGUCAUAAUGCCCCUUUUUAUAAUGCCACGAGUAAUAUUGUUUUUAAUCAUUUUUGGUUGUUUGAUCAAGAAACCAUAACUUGCCUAUGCUGUAUAUACUGUUUCCGAACACCAUCUUCAGAAUUCACCUUGAACAAAUUUGCUGUUGAGUCUGGAAGACCUAAUACAGAAAACCAGGAAGCUGUGCUCUCUCAACUGGUAGAUACAGGGGUGGAGAGGAUGACAUUCGCUUACCAAAGAUGUGCUAGAUGUCUCAGAAAUAAAGUUCCAACUGUUUGUGUGUUUGUGUGUGUGUGUUUGUGUGUACGUGUGUCGCUCAGCAGCUUCGGAGGCAUGUGGCAGUGAUUUAUCAAUAAGUGUGACUUAUUAAAGCUCUUCCUUGCAUGGAA
Molecule: messenger RNA, 1539 nt
Organism: Phascolarctos cinereus (koala)
Lineage: Eukaryota; Metazoa; Chordata; Mammalia; Diprotodontia; Phascolarctidae
Gene: DIRAS3
Product: DIRAS family GTPase 3
Biological process (GO): signal transduction
Cellular component (GO): membrane
Molecular function (GO): GTP binding; GTPase activity
Source: RefSeq, a predicted model, not a curated record